Pieris brassicae (large cabbage white) is the source of this 2430-nucleotide messenger RNA. RefSeq names its product islet cell autoantigen 1 (gene ICA69). Gene Ontology annotation, cellular component: Golgi apparatus. The record is from RefSeq and is a predicted model, not a curated record. Gene Ontology annotation, molecular function: protein domain specific binding. Bases 102 to 1343 code for a protein of 413 amino acids. The transcript has 4 exons. NCBI's taxonomy places the organism in Eukaryota, Metazoa, Arthropoda, Insecta, Lepidoptera, Pieridae. Gene Ontology annotation, biological process: regulation of transport.
CAAAAAUUGUAAGAACUAAGAAUACCAAUUAGAUAAUAGAAAAGCUAUAUUUUAAUGUUUUUUGUUACAAUUAUUAAAGUGUUCUCUCUUUUAUUCUAAAUAUGAUGCAACAUCAAUACUGGGUGACGAAGAAGACUGUUUUAAAAAAACUAGGUACUAAAGAAGAUGAAUGUAUUGUUGCUUCCGAUGCUGAACUCGACGCUAAGUUAGAAUUAUUUCAAUCAAUAUCAGACAGUUGUUUGCAAUUGCAACGUAUACUAGAUCAGUAUCAGGAGCGCUUAUGUGUGUUAGCGCAGGAGGAAAAUUCACUUGGAAAAUUUCUUCGUGAUGCUGGAAAAAGCAAUGAUGCCGCCGGGAAACACAUGAUUUCAGCUGGAAAAGCGAUAUCCUACACAGGACAGCAACGUGUAGCUGUGAGAAGUCCGCUCUUAAGAUUAUAUCAUGAAGUGGAAACAUUUAGAAUUCGUGCUGUCAAAGAUAUGAGGGUGACAGUAUCUGCUAUGGAAAAAGCGCGUAUUGAAUAUCGUGCUGCUCUUAGUUGGAUGAAAUCCAGCAGUGCGCAGCUGGAUCCUGAUACCGGUCGCGGUCUUGAAAACUUUCGGAAAGCUCAGCGCCAAGUAAAAGAGAGCAAAAAAGUAUUUGAUAAGCUUACCUUGGAUGUUUUACAAAAGAUAGAUUUAUUAGCUGCAGCCCGAUGCAAUAUGUUCUCUCAUGUUCUAUCAAACUAUCAAAAUUCUUUUCUGAGUGUCUCUACGAAAGUUGCACAAACUUUAAGUGGCACCAUUGAAAGUAUGAGCUCGUCACCCCAAUAUGAAUUUUGCAUCUUGAAAACCCUAUCGGAGAAUGCCAAUAAUGGAGAGACACAGGAUAAAGAUCAACUACUUUUCUUUCAAGAUGAGUACAAAGACAAAAAUCUUGAUGAAUCAGUGAAUUCUGAAAAGUUAAACAACAAUGACAAUGAGAAUCAACCAUCCACAGCCAUAGUUGCAGAUACAUCUGAUAGUCUUAUUAGUACAGAAAUUGACACACAGGAUAAUAAUGUUAAAAUAAGUGCAGACUUAGCAGGCUUGCAGUUAGGUGGGGGUGACAUGCCUGCAAAUUUUGCAUUUAUGCCUUCACAACUUCUCCAAGACUUUGCGGGUUUUAUGGAAACACCACUUCAACCACAAAGCUCUCAAAAUGAAAAAGAUAAGGAUUCUGUGUGUCAAAAAAUUGCAAAGCCUCUACCGGUACCUAAAAAAGAAGACAAAGCGGCAUGGUUUAAGCUGUUUGCAGAAUUAGAUCCUCUAGCAAAUCCAGAUAACAUUCCUGGAACUAAUAAUAAUCUAAGUCAUGCAGCUUAAGUAUUUGUCUUAAACCUACUUAUUUCUCUUAAUAUUAAAAAGAACAUAUUUUUCAAUAGUAUAGUUAGGAAGUUAAUUUUAGUAUUAUUUUUGACAAUGUAUUAAUUUGACCGCAGUAGUAAAAUAUAUGCCGUCUCCAAGUUAGUAUUCUAUAAAGAAGACCUACAAAAUUUUGUUUUAGUUCUAAUUUAAUAAGUCAUGCUAAGAUAUACAUAUAUCACAAGUAAAGUUAGCGGUUAUAAAUAUUUUGCUUUUUUAAUAUUUACGUGUUCCCAAAUAGUGCUAAGAUCUGUAAAAAUCUCAAAGUACAAAUAUGUGUAAUGAAAUUUUGAUAUGUCGCUUACUUUAUACUGCAACACUCAUUUGUAUUGAUCACAAAAAUCAGAAAAUAUUUAAAAAUAAUUAUUAUAUUUUCGUAUCCUAUCAAUUCUUUUACUAUAUACUAUACAUUUGCAUGUAUAAUUCAUGAAAUCUUGUAUUAUUUUUAUUCCAUCAAAUACAAUUGUAGAUAACAUAUAUGAUUGUAUCAUGUAUUAACCUUAUUUUACAUAUAACUUACUGAUAACUGUUGUUAAGGACUAAAGACACUAAGCAAACAUGCACUUAAUUUUAAUCAAAACAGUUUAUUGUAUUAAGAGUACAAAUAAAAUUGGGUAAUAUGUUUAGGAAGGCCUUAUCCCUAGCAAGCAGUUUCAUUCAACCCUGGUAGAGAAAAUACUGAAGGGAGAUUGCAAAAAGUGCAUAACUAAAGAAAAUAUUGCAACUGUAUAGAAGUAUAAAAUUUAUGUUUUCAAACAUUCCAUUAUAGGCUUUUACACUACUUAUUAAACAGCAUUUUUUAAUAUAACAAUGCAAAUUAUUUUAGUGCUAUGUUAUUUUUAUUGGAUAAUAUUUAGACUUGUGGAACUGGGUUUUAUGUACUACUUAGUACUACUGACUAGUCACUGUUAAAACCAAAGAUAUAUGUAGUUUUGUGAUGUAUUUUAUUAGAAGCUAUGUUUACUAUUAUUACUAUAAUUGAUUUAUUUUGUGUUCUCUUUAUAAUCCAUAUUAUGUAAUGUGUAUUAAAUGUUAUGUACCUACUGAA